AUGGCGAACGACAAGGAAGCGGUUGCUGUAAAGCACCUCAAGCUCAACCAAGCAACGUCUUCCAACAACGACACGCGAGAUUUCGAACGACGGCUGCGCUCCGUUAUUCUCGAGCUGCAGAUCAUGCAUCAUCCCCCAUUGCGCAACCAUCCCAACGUCCUAAAGCUCAUAGGCUACGGUUGGAAUACGCAACGCAAUCAGAUUCUUCCGUACAUAGUGGUCGAGCACAGCCCUUUCGGUACACUUCGCAUGUAUCUGCAUGACCAGAAGGCACUACCACUCAGUUCCAAGGAGAUUUUCAUCGGUGAUGUUGCGGCUGGCUUGCACGCACUUCAUCUCUCCGGCAUUGUCCACGGCGAUGUGAAGCUCGAGAACGUAUUAGUGUUUCCCUCCCUCGAACGUCCGGCCGCUGCCAUUGCAAAACUCUGUGAUUUCGGUCACUCCCUGAUUCUGAAAAGCUGUGAGAAUGCUUCGGUAAAGCUCUCGGGGGAUACACUACAGCGAGCAAUUGUCAUGGGUGUUCUCAAUCUUACACUUCAGGAUGAUCCGGAUGCUCGCUUCUCAGAUCUUACCAAGCUCCCUAUUGUGGCGAGGUGGCACUCCUGUCCUCAAAUUGCGCUCGAAGCGACUCUUGCCCUUCAUUCCGGCUCUUCCGAUUGGAAUUUCAAUACAUUCCGCAUGGACCAAGGACGCGAAAUACUUUGGCACCACCAGCAGCACAUGUUCCAAGAUUUCGAACGUUGCCAGCGCGCUUCAACCAAGGACGUUGAAAUGGGAGCAAAGUCGGCAUGGCAGAUGGCCAUCUGCUACACUAUCGGCUUCGGCGUCGAUAAAGAUUCCAUUGAUGCUAUGCGCUGGACUGAAACUGCCGCGUCGUGUGGUCAGCGGUCAGCCAAGUUCAUGGCCGGCAUUCCCCAGAAGCGGACCUCAAUUCUGCGUGAGAAGUUUCGGGCAAAUUACUUAACCUUCAUCAGGCAGAGCCUGCGGCAAAGCUUAGAGAAGGGACGAGACUUUCCGAGCGAUCAGGACCAAGCCUACCGGCUGUUCGAGGCGUGCUGUCUAGGGGAAUCUUCCUAUGUGAAAAGUGUGUUGUUGAAGGAUUGGAAGAAAAAUAUGAAGCCAUUCAGGUGGCCGGCGGACGAAGGCACAUGGCUCCAUUGGUUGUUUAUGUUGGACUCAGAGACUCAAGAUGCCAUCGCACAAGAUGUCCUAUAUCCGGAUCCUUCUACGACUUUUUCUCUAUCGCCCAUCCUGAAACCCCGUCGUUCAUCGUCUCCCACUCCCUCUAUUCUUCCAAAUUCAUAUCUCUUCUCGUUCUCAAUGAAUGAUGGCGAGAGCGGAGAAGUCGUGUUUGCAGACAAUGAUAUGCACGAGGAGGAGGAUGAUGAAGAAGAAGAAGAAGAAGAAGAAGAAGAAGAAGAAGAAGAAGAAGAAGGGGAUACACUUGACAGAGACCGCCGUACGGAGUGCUCCCCAGAACGAUCGGAAGGCGACGAUGACUUCAAGCACAUCGGAGACUCGCCUGAAAUACCCACACGCUCGUGCUUGCAGGAACUCCGCUUGCAAUUGCAGUGA
This is a messenger RNA of Lasiodiplodia theobromae, 1575 nucleotides long. Its product is annotated as Ankyrin repeat domain protein. The record is from RefSeq and is a predicted model, not a curated record. NCBI's taxonomy places the organism in Eukaryota, Fungi, Ascomycota, Dothideomycetes, Botryosphaeriales, Botryosphaeriaceae. Gene Ontology annotation, biological process: peptidyl-threonine phosphorylation; peptidyl-serine phosphorylation. Gene Ontology annotation, molecular function: protein serine/threonine kinase activity; protein binding; ATP binding. Bases 1 to 1575 code for a protein of 524 amino acids. The transcript has 5 exons.